AUGGGACGGCCACAACCUGAACGUCUUGCCCUCAUGCCCGAGGAGCGUAAGGUUCGGAUGCGAGAACAAAAGCGGCGGAGCGUAUGGGAGGCAGCGGAAGAACUAGAGAGACACGCCGAAAAAACAAAAGGUUUGGCAGAUGAUGCAACGAAUAUAGAUAAGAAUGGGGGCGAUGAGGAAAAUGAAGAGGAAGAAGAGGAGGAGAAGGAGGGUAGUGACGAAGACGAGCGUGUGCGGGAAUACCGAGAGAAGAUGACGACGAGGAAGAAGGAGUAA
This is a messenger RNA of Botrytis fragariae, 276 nucleotides long. RefSeq lists its product as uncharacterized. Bases 1 to 276 code for a protein of 91 amino acids. The transcript has a single exon. NCBI's taxonomy places the organism in Eukaryota, Fungi, Ascomycota, Leotiomycetes, Helotiales, Sclerotiniaceae. The record is from RefSeq and is a predicted model, not a curated record.